AUGGAAAAUGAUAGAAGGAAUAACCCUCAAGAGCAUGUUGAUAUGAACGGGGGGUUUAAUAACUUGAACUAUUAUAAUAACAAUGCCAAUGAGCUGAAUAUUGGAAAUUGUAUGAAUCCGGGAUAUUAUGGUGUAUAUGAAGAGCAAAAUAACAAUUUUAAUAUGAAUACAAACAAUACAAGCAUGUAUAUUAAUGAAGAAAGUUUUAAGAAUAAUCAAAAUACCAAUAAUAGCACGAUGUAUAACAAUUUUAAUAUGAAUAAUUCUAACUAUAAUGAAAGUAAUUAUAAUAAUUAUAGUAAUUAUGGUGCCAAUUACAUAUCCAACAAUAUGAACAAUACUAGUAAUAUGAAUAAUAUUAACAAUACUAGCAAUAUGAAUAAUAUUAACAAUACUAGCAAUAUGAAUAAUAUUAACAAUACUAACAAUAUGAAUAAUAUUAACAAUACUAGCAAUAGUGGGUAUAACAACAUUGCAAAUAUAACGCCAAAUUAUUAUCAGAGUGACCAAUAUAUAUUAAAUAAAAAAAACGCUAAAAUAUUGUAUAUAUAUAACGUAACAAAUGAAUAUUCUGAUGAGAAUUUUAUUUAUAGCCUAUGUUCUAUUUAUGGUAGUGUUGAUACAGUUAGCUAUAUAAAAGGGAAAAAUGUAUUUAUAGUAAAAUUUGGGUCUGCAGAUGAUGCAUUAAACGGAUAUAAAAAUUUACCAACACAUUUUAAAGACUUUCAAUAUGAGCUUCGUAAUGAGUCUAAAAAAAUUAGUUAUUUUAGUGAAAAGGCUAAUAGCCAUAAAUAUAUUUCUCCUAAUUUUUCUGAAAAAAAAUUUUUAUCAUUAAGCUCAGAAAAACGAGAAAAAAUUAUGAGCAUAAAACAAAAAGAGCUAUUAAGAAAGUGUAAAGAAAAAUUAAAUGAAUAUAUUAACAUGUUCAAUAACAAAAAUAUAACAGAAGAUGAAAAAAAUAAAUUACAAACUUUGAUAGAUCAUAUAAAAGCACGAAUACAUGUAUUGAAUAAUCGAUGUGAUAAUGCAAAUUUCGGAGGAAUGCAAAAUCAGUAUUUAAUAAACAAUUAUAAUAAUACAUAUGAAAGUAACAUAAACACUAAUAAUAUAAGCGUGAGCGGUAAUAAUUUAAACAUUUCUAAUAAUAUAAACUAUAAUAAUAGUAGCAUUUAUGCAGAGGGUAGUACUACUAUUAAGAUUAAUUCGUUGAAUAAUAUUCAAAAUAACGAAGACUUAAGUAAUUAUAUAAUUCAAAACAAUUCUAUAUUUUUAAAUGAGCAUAUUUCAUAUCUUUCGUUAUUUACAUUUGGUGAAAAAUAUGCAAUAAUUAAAUAUAGUAGCCAAAACGCAGCAAAAACAGUUUUCAACAAUUGCAAUAUGUGUAAUAUUAAUGCAGAAUUUGUUCCCGAUGAUAACGGCAAUCAGCAAGGUAUCUAG
Messenger RNA from Plasmodium berghei ANKA, 1437 nucleotides. RefSeq names its product RNA-binding protein, putative. Bases 1 to 1437 code for a protein of 478 amino acids. NCBI's taxonomy places the organism in Eukaryota, Apicomplexa, Aconoidasida, Haemosporida, Plasmodiidae. Gene Ontology annotation, molecular function: nucleic acid binding; structural constituent of cytoskeleton. The transcript has a single exon. The record is from RefSeq and is a predicted model, not a curated record.